AUGUUUGCAAGCAGCAGGAACCAUGAUCAAUCAUCAUUUGCCCAGGUCCUUCGCCAACGGCGGCCGCGCAGAAGAAGACCAGAGCGCACAGCUAGCGGCAGCCCACCUCCCAAGUCGACCCCAGGGUCGUCGAUCACGGCGGCUCCAGCAGCACCCACCAUCGCGAGCCCGGCUGAGAUCGCGCCCGACCAAACCCCCAACUUCCCCACAACGGCGGCCCUCACACCCGCCGAGCAGUACACCGGGUUCCCAAAGUCCCAGGCCGCAGCCCUGGGCAACGCGCAGUCGCCGUUCCUCCCACCCAGCGAUACUUUCCAAAAGAAGAGCAAUCCAAGGGGUGGACAUGUCGGCGUCCGGGGCUGCAGGCACGUCCGCUACGAGGCCCGCAAAGCGAUCGCGGACGUUCGAGCCUGGAACAGUUAG
This is a messenger RNA of Diaporthe citri, 423 nucleotides long. RefSeq lists its product as uncharacterized. The coding region runs from base 1 to 423 and encodes 140 amino acids. The transcript is spliced from 2 exons. Lineage: Eukaryota; Fungi; Ascomycota; Sordariomycetes; Diaporthales; Diaporthaceae. The record is from RefSeq and is a predicted model, not a curated record.